Molecule: messenger RNA, 186 nt
Organism: Penicillium longicatenatum
Lineage: Eukaryota; Fungi; Ascomycota; Eurotiomycetes; Eurotiales; Aspergillaceae
Exons: 1
Coding region: 1-186 (61 amino acids)
Source: RefSeq, a predicted model, not a curated record
AUGACCGACCGGUACCACAAUGCUCCCUACCCACACCACCCGGGGAAGCGGUCGGGGCCAAUGGCCGACGAGUUUCGCGGACAUUCGCCGCCACCGCCUGCCGCCCCUGGCGCACGGACGUUUUUAGUGCGCGAUGCACGACCGUUCCGGGAGGACUUCGAUCCUGAGAGAGAGAGUCAAUGCUAA